GGCACGCGCAUUUACGCUCGGUGCUUGAGACCAAAAUCCGGGCUCGCGCACGAAACACAUUUACACUCCGGUAGUAGAGAGGGCCCAGGAUCGAGUCACUUUGCUUCCGUCAAUCAAACAAUCCGUUCGGUUUAAAGCCCCGCACGAACGUUAAACCGAUCUAAGGGGCGGCGGUUCCUCGGUGAAACACAUUGACAGAGCGGGAGAGGAAGAAGAAUGGCGGAUUCAUGCAGCACUGCAACGGUCGCGGCCGCAGGCUCCAACAGCGCUACUCCUGCUGCUGCCGCUGCCGGGGCGGCUGUCACGGUGGCGCAGGAUGGAGCGCCCGCAGCCGCGGGACCCAAGGCCCCGGCCGAGUCCGUGAAGGGCCAGAUGUUUGACGUGGGCCCCCGCUACACCAACCUGUCGUACAUCGGGGAGGGAGCGUAUGGAAUGGUCUGCUCUGCUAUGGACAACGUUUCAAGCCAGCGCGUAGCCAUCAAGAAAAUCAGCCCCUUUGAGCACCAGACGUAUUGCCAGCGCACACUGAGGGAAAUCAAGAUCCUGCUGCGUUUCCACCAUGAGAAUAUCAUCGGCAUCAACGACAUUCUCAGGGCACGGCAACUUGACAACAUGAGGGAUGUCUACAUCGUUCAGACCCUGAUGGAGACGGACCUGUACAAGCUGCUGAAGACCCAGAGGCUGAGCAACGACCACGUCUGCUAUUUCCUCUACCAGAUCCUGCGAGGCCUCAAGUACAUCCACUCAGCCAACGUGUUGCACCGUGACCUCAAGCCCUCCAACCUGCUCAUCAACACCACCUGCGACCUCAAGAUCUGUGACUUCGGCCUGGCACGGAUAGCCGACCCCGAGCACGACCACACAGGGUUCUUGACCGAGUACGUGGCUACGCGUUGGUACCGGGCUCCAGAAAUCAUGCUCAACUCAAAGGGCUACUCCAAGUCCAUUGACAUCUGGUCAGUGGGCUGCAUCCUGGCUGAGAUGUUGUCCAACAGGCCCAUCUUCCCCGGGAAACACUACUUGGACCAGCUCAACCACAUACUGGGCGUGCUUGGCUCUCCAUCUCAGGACGAUCUGAACUGCAUCAUCAACAUGAAGGCGAGGAACUACCUGCAGUCCCUGCCUCAUAAACCCAGGAUCCCCUGGGAGAAACUCUACAAUGCCGACUCAAAAGCUCUGGACCUGCUGGGCCGCAUGUUGACGUUUAACCCCGUGAAGCGCAUCAGCGUUGAGGAGGCCCUGGCUCAUCCUUACCUGGAGCAGUACUACGACCCCUCAGAUGAGCCGGUAGCAGAGGAGCCCUUCACUUUCUCCAUGGAACUGGACGACCUUCCCAAAGAGAAGCUGAAGGAACUGAUCUACGAGGAAACCGCUCGUUUCCAGGAAACCUACCAGGGCUCCUGAGACGCACAGCCCUAAAGAGUGACAAAGCCACACAGAGGCUUUGGACAAGAAGACUCCAAACGACAUGCUAAAACAAAAAGGAAAAAAAAACGCAUCUUCAAGAAACCAACAAAAAGAGAAAAACAAGAAAUGAACAUUUAACUGCUUAUCUUUCCAUUUCUACUGCAAGAGAGCUAAGUUUAACUUUGAUUUCUGUGGUGGGGUGGGGUGGUUGGGUCUGUCGUACUCAUGCUGUUUCAGUUUUGUCCAUGUUGGACUCUCCCUCCUCUCACCUCACAUUUGUUUUCCUGUUAAACGUCCUGCCUCAUCCCGUCCCAUCUACAGUAACGCUCUGUUCCCCUCCUGUCCCGCACCCGUUGAUCAGUCUGAGCUCUCUCUGUCAUAUAAACUUCUGUAUUAACCGACGCCAUAACGCUCUUGUCUUGCUCCAUGUAAAUUACAACCUGGAAAAAACCGAGGGCUAAAAGAACGGGGAUGCUAAUCGGGUGUAUGUAUAUACAAAUAUAUAAAAGCUUUGUUUUUCUUUCUC
This is a messenger RNA of Anarrhichthys ocellatus (wolf-eel), 1933 nucleotides long. It is a transcript of the gene mapk3, whose product is annotated as mitogen-activated protein kinase 3. Gene Ontology annotation, molecular function: ATP binding; MAP kinase activity. The transcript has 9 exons. NCBI's taxonomy places the organism in Eukaryota, Metazoa, Chordata, Actinopteri, Perciformes, Anarhichadidae. The record is from RefSeq and is a predicted model, not a curated record. The coding region runs from base 217 to 1404 and encodes 395 amino acids. Gene Ontology annotation, biological process: protein phosphorylation.